GGGACCGUGGCAUAGGGAUGACGGGACACGAAAGCGAUGGGCGUCUAUGAGUGACUCGUUUGGCGCUUCAUCGGGUUGUAGUCCCGGAGGUGCAGUGCAACACGCUGUUCAAGACUCGCCGUAUAGAAGGAAGACAAAAAUGCAAGACCACGAGUCGGGCACAGACUGGUUCUUAUCGACCACAACGAAUUGGCCAGCUCUCGGUGGAAAUCAAGACGUUCAUGUCACUGAGGCGAAGACAAAUUGGCCGACUUCAUCAUCGAUGCCUGGAAAUGGAAUCACGAAUCGACAUCGAGUAGAUGAGGAUGACGCUAUCAAAAAUGCCAACAAGAACUAUGGAGGACCACUUGUUGCUGGGUCUCGAAGUUCUCCAAAUUUACUGGUUGCAUCAGGGAGUAACUUCUUCAAUCCUGCAGGGCAGCAGCAGUCUGUUAAUUAUAUACCUUCACGUGAAGGCUCGAAAUCUUCGUCCUACAAGGAAUCUUCAUCGUCCUACAACAACAAAGUCGGAAGUAAUUGUAGUAUUAUGCCUGGCUCGCGGUUGUAUGGGUCGAAAGAGACGAGCUCUUCCAACCGUGGUGGUUCUAAAGAAGCAACUUCUUCUGACCCAAUGCUUGUCUCAGCAGCGUCAGCGCCAGACCUACUGCUUGAUGGGCGUCCAUCGUCCAAAAGAAGUAAAAGGACAUCUAGGAGAUCUACUGUUGUUCAACAUUCAUCUUUCUCGGCAUCUUCUUGGUACCAUUUUCCCCUGUUUUCUCAUGAAAUACAAGGCGAAAGGGGUCAAGAUGAGGAGAGGAAGAUGGAUCAAAGCUUCAUCUAAUAUGUCUCACUACAGAGAACGCGCAGCUAGAGGAGGAGCAGGAGCUAGGGAACGCGCUACAGGAGAAAAAGGCAAUGCCCUGGCUCAAGGGUCAGGGCUAUUAUGCGCUGGCGCUUCCCAAUUAAUAUCAAGUUUGACAACUGGUGCCAACGACAUUCUUCUAUGUAGGUGCGGAGUCGGUGUCCUUGUCAGGUGUCCGCGUCCCCUUAAGAAUCGACGCGACAGCAUGGGUAUUUGAUAAGAAGCGCCGCCUUUUUCCCUUAUUGAAGCCUCUGAAGCGGUUGGCCUUCAGCCUUUGGAAUUGGUAGCGCCUGAGCUUCUUACUCGGUGGCCAAAGGGCAUGGGCUCGCCAGGGGCAGCCGGUGGGCCUCUCACUGCGCGACGCUCCCUAUCACCUCGAGGCCGUUCGUCUUGUUUUAGAAUUGCCAAGAACUUUCGAAGCCGGCCCACGUUUUUCCUUGUCUUGAUGAUUCCCAAGGCACUCAGUCACUCGGACUCAGCCAGCCCCCGCGCGAGCUCACCCAUCCACCAGCCAGCGCCCACGCUUCCCAAUUAAGCGCCAGGCUCACUCGCUGAGGGGCUUCAUCAUUAGGCAAAGCAAGGGGGGCCCCGGGUGAGUUUUCGAGAAGCGUCGGGCCAGUAACUAUUGGAACAAGGGCAGAGGCAAAGGGGGGCUUGUUGCGUGAAAUCCGUGCUGUCCAAUAUUGGACAGGCUGGGCACCUCCAUGCCUCUCAGCCCAUAGCUUUUUUCUGAAGAGACGGGCGGCGCCCGUUCUGUUGCUGUCGUGAUCUAGAAGGCAUGGGCGUGCACCAUCGCCAGGGGCUGGCGCUUCACUCAGUCGCAUGCAUUUGCUGGCUGGUCUUUGUUUCAGUCAUGGCGCGUGCUUGAAUUGUGUAACCCAGUCAGUUUGCAAGUAAGUGGGCUCGCUUCUGCCGCUGCUGAGAUCCGGGCGCCAUCCAUCGGCUUCGGCUUCAGUGGCGGCAUUGGGCAAAGGUAUGGCGGGUGCACUUGUGCUCGUGGCUCUCUUGAGUAGUGAACGAAGACAAGAGGGCUAGCACAUAGCUAAGGGGCUCUGCGAGUGGGUUUGCCCUUGUGUAUCCUCCCGCCCCCUGCAAGAAUGUGGAGGGAAUUUAGGCUAGCACUCUAAUGGCCCGCCGGCUUUUCGUUUUUGUGGUCAAGGCCGUCUUCGUUCUGGGACAGAGAGUGAGCCCCAAGGGAAGUCCAUCGCAUUCAUUAGACAAAAGCGCAAAACCGGCCCGCUGGGGCUGGGCAUAAGUGUGCCCCAACCCAAGACGAAAACCAACCAAAGAGAGAAACACACACACACAGCGCCAGGCCAGCAGCUUCGCGGCUGUCUUCGCCUCUGCUUGCGUUUGGUGUCGUGUUCUUUCUCGGUGGUGGGCGUGUCGCUCCGCGUGUGAAGUCAACCAUGGCCAAGCAGCUGGCGAGCCAGCUCGCUGGGCGCUGCUCGGCGGGCGGGGUGUUUCCCACAUUCGUAGCGCAUGCCGUCGGGUGUGAGUGGUGUGUGUCGUGUUGUGAUGUGUUCGCUGCCUGGUGGUUUGGGUAGUGCUUGCGUUGCGAGUGGGUGCGUUAAAGUAAGCAAGGGGUGGCGCACUUGGAUUCGCGGCUUGGGUGUGUUCUUUUCGGUAUUAAUUCACUGGGUGGGGCGCGGGCUGUGCUCUUUUUGUGUGGUAGGUCAGUCAUCUGCUGGCAUUCUUGAAGCGGUGACGCCUGCCACGGUUGGAAGCAGCGGCAAAGCGGUACAAGAGGAGGGCCGCCUGUGCGCGGUGCAAGCACUUUGGGGGGAGAACAGACAAAAAGCCGCCGGGUUUGGGGACGUCAGUACAGUUUCGGGGCCGCUCCAGCUCGUGUGUGUCGUUUGGCCGCAGAGUGGGGAUGGCGGUGGAGGUGGGUGGCCUGGCUGGGGGGCUGCUGCUGGCUGCUGAGCUUCGGCGGUUUGAUUGUUGCGUUGCGUCUGCUCCUCUUCUCUUCUCUGUUGUUGGGAGACCACCUUUCUGGCAAGUGUGGGGCUUGGUGUGUGUUGAGUGUGUUUGCUUGCUGUGUCUGAUGUGUGUGAAGUCGUGCAACUUGAGAAGCCUCCCACCUCGGGAAGGCUCGAGACAAUGGGGAACAAGAUGGAGCUUGAGACAGGGACACCCCGAAAGGACACCGACCGCAGGCCGGAGCUGCAUAGUUCGAGCGGCCGUUUGGAACGUGAUAUGGUCCACGGCAAAAGGCGUCGUGAAUGGGUUCGGCCGGCUGCUCGUUUCUUCUGUUCUUGUUCUUCUCGUUUUGAGUGUUCCAGGAGGGUGCCGCCUGCUUGUGGGAUUUUGCUGGGGUAACAAGCUCGCCUCGGCGUCAGUGAGUCAGGAGGUGGCUGGACUCACUCCUUCCAGCAAGAUUUCGCGUGAUGGUUUUGCCGCUGUCUGUGGUUCGUCUUCCAGACCUGGCGGGGCUUGGAGCAGGGGGAGCAAGAAGACCACAGCCCAGCGCCGCCGCCAGCGUGUGCCCCCUUUGUGUUUCGCAUUCGCUUGGUUGGUCGUUGGUCAGCUUGGGGGGAGCUGGCGCUGUUGGGCUGGAGUUCGCGGAGGGUCUCGCUGCAUGGGUGUGGUUUUCUGUCAGCCGGUUGCGGGGUGUGGGUUGUGCUUGUGCUUGUGGUUUCAGCUUGAUGCCCUGGCCCCUGCGCGCUGGUGACUGCGUGGCACUCACUUUCCCUCACCCGCGCCCACACGAAGGGCGCUGGCGGGCUUUGGUGCUUGUUUCUGCGCGUGUCUUCGUGUUGGGGCCGGGCUCGUAGAAAAAAUUAACCAGGCUGACGCGCUGGAGGCAGAGGGAGAGAGGGGGCAGAGGCUCGCGGCCUCGGUUCUGUGUUUGGUUCUGUCUAGUAGUCGCUUCACCUUGGCUGCGAUCUGGCCAAGCUGACUGACUUUGAGGCACAGCGCCUGCUCCGCCUCGCCCUCGAGGCUGUGCUCGCUGUCGCGCCGCUUUUUUUGUCGUUUGUCUUGCUUUGUCUGAAGGGCUUGCUUUGCUUAAUUUGCUUCGCCCAACUUGCUUCGCCUAGCUUUUUUCACUUAGCUAAUUGGCUCUUUCGCUUUGUCUUGGUGUGGGUUGCUUCUAGCGUUGUCCAAAAUUGGACAGCUUAGCGCGGCUUGCUGGUCUUGGUGUUGGUUGUAGGGAAGGCUGGCUUUGCCCCGCUUGCUGUUGCUUUAUUCUUGUCCCGCUUGCUCUGUCCCACGCCUUUCGUCUGUGCGCCAAACUUGCCCCCUUCCUUGUGGUCUGACUUGCUUUGUCCCGCUUGCUUUGUCUUUCCGUCUCCAGCGCCCAUGCUUUGUCUGACUUGCUUUGUGUUGUCCAGCUUCCUUGCUUCGCCUGGCUAGUUUUGUCCAACUUGUUUUGUCCAACUUACUCUGCGUGAAUCUGACUAGCUAGAGCUACUUCGCCCAACGAACCAGCUUCGUGCCACUGAGUUGCUUCGCCCAACUCGCUUCGUUCACCUUGCCUUGUCCAACUUGCUCGGUCCAAGUUUCCUUGUCUGCGCCCGACUUGCUCUGUCCGCGUCCAACUUGCUUCGCCUUUGUCCAAGUUGCUUUGUGCGCGUCCAACUUGCUUUGUCCCACUUGCAUUGCUUCGGCCUUUGGUAGUCUCAUUUCCUUCGCCCCACAGCUUUGUCUUGCUUGCUUUGUUCAGCUUGCUUGGUCCAACUUGCUUUGUCCAGCUUGCUGCGCUCGCUUGCUCUGUCAGUCCCACUCGUUUCGUCCAACUUGCUUCGUCGCUUCGUCCAACUUGCUUUGUCCAACUUGCUUCGUCCAACUUGCUUUGUCCAACUUGCUUUGUCCGACUUGCUUUGUCCAACUUGCUUUGUCCGACUUGCUUUGUCCAACUUGCUUUGUCCAACUUGCUUUGUCCAACUUGCUUUGUCUGUCCAGCUUGCUUUGGUCCGUGUGGGUUGUUUCUAGUCCUGUCCAAAAUUGGACAGCCCGGCACGGCUUGGCGACCUUGUAAGGGAAUCCUCCGGGUUUCUUGCUCGUGGCUCUUGGGUUCUGGGAGUCUGAAAGAGGUGCCGGCUGCUCUAGAACCGUGCGGAUCUGUGUGCUCGGAAGCCUUUCUAAAGACCUGGACGCCAGUCGGUUUCUAGUCGGUUUUUGGGAGCGGUUUGCUUUGUAUCAUUAUUAGUUUCUUGUUGAAUCGCCAUGCUAUGACGUUGAUUCUGAAGGGGACGCGGACAGUGAACACGGACACCGACUAGCCACCUACAUUCUAAGUAGCGGAGCACAAAAAAAGGCAACCAGUAAUAUUAAGGGUACAAGAAAUUCUGUAUCUUCCCCCAAUUUUCAAUCUUGGUCCCGUUUUUGAAAGGAAAACGGGAAGUCCGAAGGUAGAUAAUUUCUCUUACUUAGCUGUUCUAAAAAUAGUAGCAAUACUUGGAAAGCUAAAGCAGGUGCUGUAGAUCUGGUGGACCUCGAUGGCCUAUGUACCAACAUGGAGAUGGAAGAUGUCGAAGAUUCUCCACAAAGAUUCCAAAAUACCACGAAAACAAGUGCGGGCAUGAGGACUAACACAAAAGAAGGUGCUUGUGCUCCCAGUUCUGCUUCUACAACUAGGCGAUCCACCUCGAAAGACCACAAUAGAAAGGGAGUUACCUACAUGCAGGACCACUUAGGCAUGGAUGAGCAACAAGUUACAGAAGCAAUGUACUCAACGAUUUCGCUUUUUACUACAGUAGAAGUAGGAGAUGAACGAGAAGAUUUUUAUAGUGGUACAACUCCAUCUUCUUCUCCAAAGAGUGUUUUAUUAGGCUCAAGCAGUCUGUCCACCUCAUUGUUAGGCUCAAGCACAAACUCAAACAUCAAAGCAAAAAAGACAAGACAACGUCGAGAAAACAACUUAUCCUUAUCGACGGCUAGCACAGCAUAUUCAUCCGCACUCGCUGCAUCCAUUGAGAUAGAGCAGAUUUCUGCCACGACUGGCCGCGUUGAUCCUUAUGGUGCGAGGCACCAGAAAGUAGAGAAACAACAGCUAGCAUCCUGCUCUUUAUUAAAUCAAGGUUCUGCAUCAACACGAGGAAAACUACAUCGCACAGCAUUAGGUGUAGAACAUCAAGUCGUGCGUGAAGCUGAAGGAGCUGAAGAUGAACAACAUGUCAACAAUAUUAACAGUGACCUUGUAGAAGCAGGCAUUCGUCCUCUUGAAGGUAGAGUAUCACCACCUCCACCUGGCCUUUCAUUACCGGCGGGAUUGCAUAGUUCUUCCUCUUCUGUCAACGACUCCUUUAACAGCGGACUCGGUUCGAGCGGAGGCGUCUCGCGUGUAUCACAAUUGCGUUAAGGCAGGUUUCCACAUUAUCAUUACAUCCUCAAUUAAAAAAUCCUUGGCCUUUUUUCAAGUUGGAACUAACAAAUAGGUCGUGAAGGAUGCUCACACUGAAGGAUGUUGCAAGAACGUCGGAGCCUCUAACUGCGUUUAGUGUUUGAACCUGAUGAGCAUCCACUUCUCGUUCCAGGCACGUCGACUAACACUAAGGCGUCAAGAACAGCUUCUAAGGAGUCCUCGACGACUCAUCUUCUAAGGCAGUCUCGAAGAGGCUCUUCUAAAAAAAAAACUAUGUUGGAUGACAAGAAUACAACUGCUCGACGUGAAGCAGGAGUAGAAAUUCUUCAAGAACGAGAGCAAGAGGACACGGACAGCGACAGCAUUACUAGACGUAGAGCUCCUUUACUAGGUCGUGGUCGUAGCAAUGUUGGUCUUCAUCGUGAUUCCACAUCCACUACAUCCACCUCGUCUAUUAAAGUGGGGACUACUUCUACUUCUAACGUCAUCGAAAAAGAUGUUGCUAUGUACGAUUGUGAUGGAGAAGGAGAAGAUGAUGAAGACCCUCUUCACAAGAAACAGGAAGAACCACGCUCAAGACUACGUGCCGAUGCUCCAGUAUUCUCUCCGGCAGCUUCUUCUCAACUACGGACACCAUUGAAUUCGUUAGCGCAACCUUUUCAGCCUUCUGGGUUUGUUUUCCCUGCCUUGUCUACACCUCCGAUGGCAACUAGAACUGGAGCAGGAUCUUCCAGAAUUCAUCAGCUUGGCAUGCCGUAAUUCCAUCGUCAUAUUAUUUGGUAAGGAUUCUACUACUACUUGAUAAAAAGAAGUGGGUCCGGGAGUCCUCUUGUUCUGUUAAAAAUAUGUGUUACGGUUUCGAGAUCUAGCACGAGUGGUGGGACCACUUCAUUUGUAUUUUUGGCGCUCUUUUUUAAUUGGUUUGCAAAUUUCAAAUUUGUAAUGCGUAGGAGCUGUCAAUAAAUUUAUCACAAGUUCUUCACUAUCACUAAAUAUGAGAAUACAUUUAUUUCAACUAGUACAGAAGAUCAUAUGAUGUGGUAAAACUAGUAACAAUCCUAGAAGUCCAUUCAUGAUUCGCAUUGCAAAAUGUCAAUUUGAGCUUUUGAAAUUUCGAUGAAAUAAUCAAAGCGUACGUUAUGUCAAGCAUAUGAGAACAGGAACAAAGGCGAAAUAGAGCGGCCAGUGAUGUUUGAUGUGUGUAGAGUUCAAACACUCUGAAAACAAAAAAGAACAGGAAAGUCCGGAUGAAGUGAAGUGACCUUCUGACUCUGCG
Molecule: messenger RNA, 7425 nt
Organism: Amoebophrya sp. A25
Lineage: Eukaryota; Dinophyceae; Syndiniales; Amoebophryaceae
Source: the annotation of a GenBank genome assembly